Marasmius oreades (fairy-ring Marasmius) is the source of this 1709-nucleotide messenger RNA. RefSeq lists its product as uncharacterized. The coding region runs from base 21 to 1703 and encodes 560 amino acids. The transcript is spliced from 3 exons. The record is from RefSeq and is a predicted model, not a curated record. Lineage: Eukaryota; Fungi; Basidiomycota; Agaricomycetes; Agaricales; Marasmiaceae.
UCUCCUUCCACCAUAACACCAUGAAACACAGUAGAAACGAAUUGACGGAUUCGCCAGUCAAUCCAGACAAGAAACAGAAGACUGACGAUGAAACUGAACAAAAUCAAAACUUCUCGAGGUCUAUCAGGACGGCGUUUGACAUCAACUUUGCUUUAUCAGACGCACGACUGAAGUUUAGACCAAUUGGAAAUGUCGUGACGGUCUGGCCGUUUGAAGAUCAUCCUGUCCCAAAGAAAACGGAACGAGAGAUCUUGAACAAAUUGUCCGAACUCAACAAAGAAGCCAAUAAACUCUCUCAACCAUACUGUGUUGGAACCCUCAAAGAUCCGUUCUAUCUUGAGGUCACUUAUGCUGGUUGCGAGUUCAAACGCAAUAAUCUACGUUACGGUCAGUUCGACUCGUAUAAGAACACAAUCCAAAAAUGGCUCGAAAACGCCCCCGUCUCCGGUUUCGGAGACAACCGAGUUCUCGAAACCAAAGUGGAUCCUGAAGUCAGGAAAGCAUGCGAGAUACCAGCAGAAGGCUUCAAAGUCAAUAGCAAACUCCUAGACACAAUCGCAAAAAUAUGGUCAACCAACUUUCUUCCCGCCAAAGUUCGUGUUGAACCUUACAAGAUCCAUAUCUACGGGAAGGGUGGACACUUCAAGUCUCACCGAGACACGCCGGAGAAGCUCUUGGUGGGGACGUUCCUUCUUGGAAUAGAUGAUACGACAAUGCAAGAGUCGUACGGUGAUUACGAUGAGGAGAGUGAUGUCGAUGCAGAAAGUGAUGACGAUGCGGAAAGUGAUGUCGAUGCGGAAGAUGACCAAGUUGUUGAAGGUGACUGCGAUGCUGAAGGUGGCCUUGAAGCUGCAGAUAGUGGCCAGGUUGCUGAAGGUGACCACGAUGCUGAAGGUGGCCUUGAAGCUGUAGAUAGUGGCCAAGUUGCCCAACUUGGUGACCGCAAUGGUGAAGGUGGCCGAGUUGCAGAAGGUAACCUCUACGCAGGAAGUGGCAGAGGUGUCCAAGCAAAAAGCGGUUUCGAUCAACGAGCAGGUAACUUCUGCAUCGGGAACAUUCAACAGACUGCGAAGACAGGCCAUUGGGUCGCCUUUUACCCUGAUGUACCACACUCGGUUGAACCCCUCACACGUGGAUACCGGGCCGCUAUCGCGUUCAAGAUAUAUAGCCUGGAGGGUGUCAAUAUACCGGAGGAGGUUUCUCGACGCUAUCCCUCGGUGAUCGAACGGACUAAAACGGUCUUAGCGAAGAUAAAGGGCCCGUACGGAAUCAUUCUCCAACAUCAUUAUCCGAUGGGAACCGACGCAGACGGCUUGGUUGGCGUCGAUGCAGUAAUCCUCUCCGCCGCAAAGCAAAUCCGGCCAAAUCAUACCGUCCGACUCAUCCCAAUUAUGGUCCGGAUACACGAAGAAAGAAUCAUGGACCCCAUCCAUGACAUAGACAGCGAAAGUUGCAUCGAUGCAAUAGUAUACCCCUUCACCCGCCACCAUGUCGACAUCUGUCUUGGGCGUUCUGACGACAACACGAAGGAAUCAAUAGCCUGGAUCAAAGAUGUGAAGAACCUCCCCUUUUUUAGCUGGGACUUCAAGGAGAAGUCUAUGAUGUGGUCGUCUGAAGAAGACGAAAUAAACCACACCGGAAAUGAGUCUGAUGGUACUCGAGAGACAUCUGUGUACCUGGCGUACGCUAUUGUGGUACUAUGAUUAUAG